Rhododendron vialii is the source of this 4635-nucleotide messenger RNA. RefSeq lists its product as uncharacterized. Bases 352 to 3978 code for a protein of 1208 amino acids. Lineage: Eukaryota; Viridiplantae; Streptophyta; Magnoliopsida; Ericales; Ericaceae. The record is from RefSeq and is a predicted model, not a curated record. The transcript is spliced from 27 exons.
UAUGCACCCGACGCCGGCAAACACCCAGAGGCUUUGUCGGAGGCGCACGAACCCUUCUCAAGCGAUGCAUUACACUUUGAUUCGCCUGAAAAACACCGACACUCCGACGAGCUUUAUACUGAGAGAAACGAGUGUUUUGCUCAGCCACGCUCAUUCAUUCAUCGAAUACUAGUUUUUUUUGUCUCUCCUCUCAAGGCCAAACGAAACCAUAGUUGUUCCUGCGAUAUUGAUCUACGCUACCUGGGAAGAGUACUCUCUACUGUUCAAAAGUAACCCCCGAAAGAGUAGUCUCGUAGGAGGAGCUCCACAAAUGGUUGUUGGUGGUCGGGUUUCUUAAGGGAACUUUUCCAUAUGGCAGCAUCCUCUUCGGCGUCUUCAUUCUCGUCGUCGGUGGGGUCAUGGAGGACGGCGUUCUUGACCCUCAGGGACGAAACCCUAAAUUCACCCCCUUGCACCACCCUUAUCCACCUCCUCAACCAUUUGAUAUUCUCCCACUCCAACACUUUGAUCGCCGUGGCCCCCGACAUGCCUUCCCCCGAGGUAACCUCCGAUUUGAUGUUUUUGAUGGAACUGGCUCGGAAUGCUGCUGAUUCUGCAGGCGUAGAUGAUAUGACUCAUACCUUUGCACAAUUAUCCCAUUUGAUCUAUAAUGUAAGCCGUCAUGUAUCCCUUGACAUAAAUUCCUCUUGUUGGGCUCUCAUGCUUGAGUCCUUUGGAAGAAUGUUGGAUACAAUUUUCGCGAAAGCCAGUAGAAAGAGGGUUUUGGAAGGGAAUGUUGUACCUAAAGCCAUAGGACAAUGUUUAGAGACUAUGAGAUGUCUUAUAAGUGUCUGCAAGGGAAAAUGUUUGCUAUCAGAAUAUGCGGAACUAUUAAAUUUCCUUAUCAGCAUAGUGGCAUAUUCUCAUGGUGAGUUAUUUUGCUCAUCUUCCUCAAGUGUUGGCCAAAGAUAUGUUGCUGAAUUUGGAAAGAGAAUACCUGGGUACAACAGUUUAUGGGAAGUACAAACUGCCACCUUGACUAUGAUUGGCGAUGUAUUUUCAAGAGUCGGGUCUUCUCUUUCAGUAGACAUUUGGAAAUCUACAGUUCAGGUUCUUAAAGAAGUGACGGAUGUCUUGGCAUCUAAGCAUUUUCUUGUGGAAGACAAUAUUAUGGCCAGGUUUUAUACUUCACUUCUCCAUUGCCUGCACUUGGUUAUUAUGGAUCCUAAGGGACCCCUUUCAGACUAUGUGGCGGGUUUUGUGGCGGCAUUACGGCUGUUCUUCACCUAUGGCAUUGCCAGCAGAUCUCAAUUUCUUAAUCCAUUAUUGGCUGGUAACAAGAAGGAAAUAAGUUCUCCAAGCCUUAAGAUGAAUUCAGAAGAAUCUGGUAAAUCAGGGCCCGCUCCAUAUAGGCCACCGCAUAGGCGCAAACAUGACUUGACGAAUUUGCAGCAUCUGAAAUCUCAGGAAUCUCUGAGUUUAUCAGAUCCUGAUUAUUCAAAUUUGGAUCACACCUCAUCUGAUUCGGAUUACAGUGACAGCGACGGAUCGGCAAAAGAUGCAGACAAUAUUCGCUGCUCCAAGGCCAGAGUGGCUGCUCUUGUCUGUAUUCAGGAUCUUUGUCGAGGUGACCCCAAAAUAUUCACUGCCCAGUGGACAAUGCUUUUGCCCUCCAGUGAUGUGCUACAGCCAAGGAACAGGAAGUACGAAGCUACUUUAAUGACAUGCUUGUUAUUUGAUCCAUAUUUAAAGGCACGAAUGGCAUCUGCCUCUACUCUUGUGGCAAUGCUGGAUGGCCCAGCAUCUGUUUUUCUUCAAGUUGCAGAAUACAAGGAAUCUACUAAAUGCGGAUCUUUCACGGCACUUUCAAGUUCACUUGGUCAGAUACUAAUGCAACUUCAUACCGGUGUUCUGUACUUGAUCCAGCAUGAAACUCAUAGUGUGUUGCUGGCGUCCUCGUUCAAAAUUCUCAUGCUUUUGAUAUCAUCCACACCAUAUUCAAGAAUGCCUGAGAACUUGUUGCCAACUCUUAUCUCAUCUAUUCGAGCAAGAGUUGAGGAGGGCUUUCCGCAAAGAAGUGAUCAGGCUAGUCUGCCGGCUGUCGCGAUUAAUUGCUUGACUGCAGCUCUAUCUGUCUCACCUUCCUCACCUAAAGUCAAAGAUUUGUUUCUGGCAGAAUUAUGUAGAGGUUCUGUUGAGGCUCAAGAAUUUUCCGGUGUUCUGUCUACCAUUUUCCGAUUUUCUGAAGCAGUAAACAGCCCAACAAUAAGCCUUGAGGCUCUCCAGGCCCUGAGAGCUGUAUCACACAACUAUCCAGAUAUAAUCAUUUUGUGUUGGGUGCAAAUUUCCUCGACUACGUUUGGAUUUUUGAGAUUUACUUCUCUUGAAGAUCCAACUAGGCCUUGGAAGGGCAGCAUCGGGAAUGUCACAGGGUCAACCGGGGAGAAAGUAAUUACAGCUGCAAUCAAGGUAUUGGAUGAAUGUCUUCGUGCAAUAUCUGGAUUUAAAGGAACUGAAGAUCUUUCCGAUGAUAAACUUCUUGAUACGCCAUUUACAUCCGAUCAUUCUAGGAUAAAGAAGAUUUCAUCAGCUCCAUCAUAUGGGUCUGAAAGCCUAGCAGUUACCAAGGACGAACCUGAAGCAAAUAUGUCGGGGAUUGAGCAGUGGUCCGAGGCAAUUGAGAAGCACGUGCCUUUGGUUCUGUUGCAUACUUCUGCCAUGGUGAGGGCUGCAUCCGUUACUUGUUUUGCGGGAUUAACUUCUUCUGUUUUCUCUGCUCUACCGAAGGAGAAGCAGGACUUCGUUCUUAAUUCCUCUAUCAAUGCUGCUCUGAAAGACGAGGUUCCUUCUGUCAGAUCAGCUGCUUGUCGUGCAAUUGGUGUGAUCACUUGUUUUCCACAAAUUUUUCAGAGGGUAGAGAUCCUGGGCAAAUUUAUCGAUGCUGCUGAGAUUAACUCUCGCUACUCAUUGGUCUUGGUGCGCAUUACAGCUUCCUGGGCCUUGGCAAAUAUGUGUGAUUCUCUCCGUCAUUGUAUAGAUGCUGUUACCUCCAAAAGGAGUUACGUGGAUUCCAAGGUGACCUCCCAAUUAAUUGCACGUUCAAUUGAGUGUGCUUUGCGACUGACAGCGGAUGGUGACAAGAUCAAAGCAAAUGCCGUGAGAGCUCUUGGAAAUCUUUCAAGGUUUGUCCAAUUUUCGAAACAGUCAGGUGUUGAUGAUGAGCCAGUGGAUGGUGUUAGUUUGUCUCAAAUAAUUAGCGGUGCUGAAAAGUUGCCAGCCAGGAGUGAUCUUGGCAUUAGGCAAAAGCAACAAUCUGUAUUGAGUUCAUUCCAGGGGGCAUUUUUGGAUGAUUCACUUUGGCUAGGAAGGAUGGUGCAGGCAUUUCUUUCUUGUGUUGCAACUGGAAAUGUGAAGGUCCAAUGGAAUGUUUGUCACGCAUUGAGCCACUUAUUUCUUAACGAAACAGUAAAACUGGCAGAUAUGGAUUGGGCUCCUUCUGUUUUUAGUAUUCUUCUAGUGUUACUUCGCGAUUCUCCUAACUAUAAGAUCAGGAUCCAAGCUGCUGCUGCUUUGGCGGUGCCAGUAACAACACUUGACUAUGGAGGAUCAUUUUCAGAUGUCAUUCAGGGUGUGGAGCUUGCGCUCGAGAAUUUAAGUUCAGACCAGAUAACGCCAUCGAGUUUCAGAUAUAGGACUGCGCUUGAGAAGCAGUUAACUUCAACCAUGCUGCAUUUGCUUGCCCUUGCUUCAAACAGCAGUCAUCAACCUAUAAUGGAUUUUCUUGUCAAAAAAGCGUCUUUUCUUGAGGAGUGGCUUAAACUGCUAUGCUUAUCCCUUGGGGAGACAAGUACUGAACUUGAGUCUGAAAACAACUGCAUGGUGAACCAAAAGAAAGAUAUGAUAUCCAGAGCAACUUGGUCACUUGCCAAAGUGUACAAAAGCAGGAAUCAUAUGGCAACUGCACACAAAUUUGAGGAGUUGGCCAGCAGCGAACCAUGAUUUUUAUUUGACUGGAUGUUGAAGGCUAUUAUCUGUCAAACAGUAGCUGGUAAACCCUUCUAUCGUCAAGGCUCUUAGGGGUUGACUAUUUCUACUUCGCAUGCAUGUUUCACUUAUUAAAAAAGUCGGGAGCCUUGUCAUGCAUUGGAGAAAAUAUCAUAUUGCAGUUCUGAGCAACUUGGUGGAGGAUCUUAUCUGGCAUGGUUAGGGAUAUUUGGGUGUGAAGUUGGUGUAUAGUGUCAUGCUUUUUAUUCCUCAGACUUGAGCAAGGUGUCUGGGGGAACUUGCAGUGCAGCUUGAUGUGUAAGCCAAAAAAGGAAGGACAGUUUACCUACUUUGAAGGUAUCUCAGGAAAGGAACACCCCGUCUUGAAGUUGUACUGUCAUAGUAUAUAUUGGGCUUGAGAUUGUAGGGGUUCAAGAAAUUUCCUUCUAUGUCUGUUGUAUAUUUGUUACUGUUGGAAGUUUGAUAAACGUCCACACAGUGCUGGCUGUCAUCCUUAUUUUAAGUUCCUUAGUGAUGAACUUUUGCACCAACAAAAUGAGUUAAACAGUUUCAGUGCAAAUGUAUUCGUCAUUGUGCUAAUAAUUUAUGGUCUUUGGAGCCAAAUUUACAAGGGAGCAAGGAAUGAAGAGCGUGGGCCGUAUACAUUUGAUA